Messenger RNA from Onthophagus taurus, 2927 nucleotides. RefSeq names its product CBFA2/RUNX1 partner transcriptional co-repressor nervy (gene nvy). Gene Ontology annotation, biological process: negative regulation of DNA-templated transcription; DNA-templated transcription. The record is from RefSeq and is a predicted model, not a curated record. Gene Ontology annotation, molecular function: transcription corepressor activity. NCBI's taxonomy places the organism in Eukaryota, Metazoa, Arthropoda, Insecta, Coleoptera, Scarabaeidae. Gene Ontology annotation, cellular component: nucleus.
GUUUAUUUUUUUGAUAUUAUUAAAUGGACGAUUCAACUGAAAUUCUAAAGAAAAAAGAAGGACAAUUUUGGGGGAAUCUGUGAAAUUCGAGCAGUUUACCUAUGAAAAAGAUCAUGGAACCGAAGCUCGUCAAGGAAGAAACGGCCGAGAAGGACGCCGCCGGUAGUAAUUUUAUUGAUACUUCAACCGUAAUGAGAACUAGAUCUUCGAAAGUAACUCCUAAAGAGCGAUGUAAAACUCCGGAUUCACCGGAAGGAGCGAGAGUGGUACCACCACCUUCUCCGACGCAAUCCUCGCCCCAUCGAACUUCGGGAAAUGGAGCAAGUUCACCUGUGAAUAACGGAUCGGCAGACAGCCUAACACCGCCCCUUCCGGCCUCCGCUCUAUCAGUAAAUUUGGACGCAACACCCGCCCAGCAAUACAAUCACAGUUACGCGUCGUGCAUAACGCGUCCUCUGGUGAAAGUGAAGAGAUUCCUCAGUACGUUAGUCCAAUUUGGAACCGAUAUAAGCUCGGAUAUUGGUGAAAGAGUACGAAGUCUUGUUCUAAAUUUAGUUAGUUCAAAUUUAAGCAUAGAAGAGUUUCACCAUUCGCUACAGGACGUGACCAAUUUCCCACUGAGACCGUUCGUGUUGCCGUUUCUUAGGGCCCAUUUACCGUUACUGCAAAGGGAGAUCCACGGACUGGCAAGAGCCAACAAACAGUCACCAUUGCAAUACGUUCGUUCACACGAGCACGUCAUCUUGGACCCAGCACAUUCACCCUCUGAACCUUCGGAAAUCUUUCUACCAAACGAGACCCAAAUGACCGCCGUUGGCACUGGCGUUAAGAGAAGAGCCUCCGAUAGUAUCUACGAGAACGGCAUCAACGGCCAAAUCCAUCAAGACCCACAAGACUACAAUUCUUCAGUUAAAAGACAAGCGACUCAAAAUUCGUUUCUUUUCUCCCAUCAAAGUCUUCUCCUACCAAACGUAAAUCCGGCUGUUCCAAACUCACAUUUCUUCGAUUAUUCCCAACAUAGUCACAAUUACGCCGCACAACACCGCCCUGAAGACGUGGCGGACACCAAAAAUCUUCAAACUCGUGGAGACGAAGAAUGGAGGAAUAUUCACGUAAUGUUAAAUUGCAUACUUUCAAUGGUCGAAAAAACAAAACGAGCCCUCACAAUACUCCAACAAAGAAAUAGUCAAGAUAUGACUAACGAAUGGUUUCGUAAACAAGACGUAAGUGUUGAUUUAAAAAAAGCGGCCAACGAAAUCAUGAUGCAAGCGGUUAAACAAACCGAGGAUAGAGUAGCAGAAGUGAAGCGACGAGCUGAAGAAGCUGUUAAUGACGUCAAAAGACAAGCCGUUAUUGAGCUUCAAAAAGCAGUCGCUGCCGCUGAAACGAAAGCCAACGAAUUAAUCGUUGCCGAAAGAGCUAAAACUGAAAAGUUGUUGUUAGAUGCAAGGAAACAUAGCGAUGACGGGUCUAAUCACCAAGAAAGCAAUGAAAAUUCACCUUCUAAUAUUCCACAACCGUCUCAACAAAAUUCUUGUUGGAAUUGUGGUAGAAAAGCUCACGAAACAUGUUCCGGUUGUAACAUAGCAAGAUAUUGCGGCCCAUUUUGUCAACAUAAAGAUUGGGAAAAUCACCAUCAAGUGUGCAAUAAAGAAAAAAUGCGGCCUAUUCGAUCUUCGACGCCUAGCACAACGGUUUUACCAACCCACCAGACCAAUAAUCCCCCGGAUACGGGAAAGUUUAAAAAGUGACCCGCAAGAAAAACGAGGAAAAUCAAGAAAUAAUAAUAUUAUUCAAUUCAAAAAUACUUACGUGUAAUAUCUCGUCAGCACGAUCCAGAUUAAGUUUUCCUUUCUGCUAUGUAUAUUCGCGUCGGAAUAAUACCAAAGAAAGAUUGUAAUAAAUGUACCUUACGCCGUUAUAGUAGCUCCAAUUUUUUAGAUGUGGUCGUACUACGGUUCCCAAGUUUUUAAUUUAUUCUAGUCUCUCGUCCUAAGAUUCGCAUCGGCAAUAAGUGUAGAAUGUUAAUGCAGGGUGUUAUAACUUUGAAUAGUAAGUUUUUUAGGAAAUAUUUAUAUUCAAUGUAGAGAACAUAAAUUUCUUAUGAAAGAACUUUAAAUGCUACAUUUUAAUAAAUUAACUGAUUAUUAUUUAUAAUAGUUAUUAGCAAUCAAAUUAUUUUAUUAGAUUUCUGUAUCUUAUACGAACUAGAUUCUGUCGCUGGAUACACAAAAUUCAAUUUAUUUAUUCGUUGGAUUUUCUCUGUAGUCUCACGGUUUGGAAACCUAGGACUUUAUGGAUAGAGCUUUUUCCAAAUUAUCUCGGUUUUAUUAUUGCCAUAGAAAUAAUGCAGUAUAUAAUAACUGUCUGUUAAAUAUUUCCGUUUCCCAUCGCAUCCCUAAAGAUCUGAUUCAUUGCGACUUGAAUGCACAUUUAAAACUAAUUAAUGCUUGAUAUUUCCACGAUAAAAUCAUUGUUUAAAAUGAUACCUUUCCCAUACCAACAACUUAAUUAGUAGCUAAAUUAUUACUGUAUAAAAAGUUGUAAAUAAGGUUGAAUAAUAGUACUUAUCUACUAACAUUUUAAAGUCAUUGCUCACAUUCUUAGCACUCCAACUUGCUUUCUCUCAAAUUAGAUUGCAAUAUCAAUUAAAUAACUACCAUUACUUAUUAAUCAAAUUUAGUGCAAAUGUAAGAUUCAUUUAAUUUAAUCCCUAAACUAAAACGUAGACAUUCUUUUAUAAGAACUUUUGUAUAUCAAUUCCCAAAACUGCCUAGCUGGGACGGAGCUAUAAGUUUUGAGUGAGUAAAGAAAAAAAUUUGAAAAUUUGGGAAUCACUAAAGAGUAAUAGAAACUGCAUUUUUAACAACCCCUGUCGAGUUUUACCUUAUUUUAACGGUAAUAAAAAAAGAAACACAACCCCAUAA